Messenger RNA from Penicillium canariense, 903 nucleotides. It is a transcript of the gene cap2, whose product is annotated as F-actin-capping protein subunit beta. Gene Ontology annotation, molecular function: actin filament binding. The transcript is spliced from 5 exons. Gene Ontology annotation, cellular component: actin cortical patch; cytoplasm; F-actin capping protein complex. The record is from RefSeq and is a predicted model, not a curated record. Gene Ontology annotation, biological process: barbed-end actin filament capping; cell morphogenesis; actin cytoskeleton organization. Lineage: Eukaryota; Fungi; Ascomycota; Eurotiomycetes; Eurotiales; Aspergillaceae. Bases 1 to 903 code for a protein of 300 amino acids.
AUGGCUGACGCACAAUUCGAUAGCGCGCUUCUUUCCCCUGGCCAUGAUGCCCAGCAUGGACAAUGCAAGGCCGUGCCGCAACCCCGCCCCGACUGCACGGCGAACCCGCGAGCUGACCACCCCGAUCCCAGCGACCUGCUUCGGCGCCUGAACCCGCGUGACACCAAGGCAAAUCUGCAGUCCAUCACGUCCAUUGUCCCCGACCUGACCGAAGACCUCCUAUCCUCCGUUGACCAGCCCCUGGAGAUUCGCCGCUGCCCGCGGACCAGCCGCGACUACCUGCUUUGCGACUACAACCGAGACGGCGACAGCUACCGGUCACCGUGGAGCAAUGAGUUCGACCCACCUCUUGAGGAUGGCACAGUGCCCAGUGAGAGGGUGCGCAAGCUCGAGGUUGCGGCGAACGAGGCGUUCGAUGUUUACCGGGAGCUCUAUUACGAGGGGGGUGUUGGAAGCGUGUACUUCUGGGACUUGGACGAUGGGUUUGCCGGUGUGAUUCUGCUUAAGAAGGGGGUGACUGCCGGUUCCCAGAGCUCCGGUGAAUGGGACAGCAUUCACGUCUUCGAGGCUACUGACCGGGCGCGCAUGUCCCACUACAAACUCACCAGCACCGUCAUCCUCCACUUGGCCAACGAGACUGACGCCCUUGGCGAGAUGGACCUGAGCGGCAACAUGACCCGCCAGAUCGAGGCCGAUUUGCCUGUCGAGUCGGACGCGAGCCACAUUGCCAACGUGGGCAGACUGGUUGAGGACAUGGAAUUGAAGAUGCGAAAUUUGCUACAGGAGGUUUACUUCGGAAAGGCCAAAGAUGUCGUUGGCGAGCUGCGGAGUCUGGCGGCGCUCUCGGAGACCAAUCGGGACCGGGCGACACAGCUUGAGAUGAUCAAGGGCAUGCAGAAGUAA